Molecule: messenger RNA, 2013 nt
Organism: Achroia grisella
Lineage: Eukaryota; Metazoa; Arthropoda; Insecta; Lepidoptera; Pyralidae
Product: forkhead box protein D1-like
Biological process (GO): positive regulation of gene expression; regulation of transcription by RNA polymerase II
Cellular component (GO): core mediator complex; mediator complex; nucleus
Molecular function (GO): transcription coregulator activity
Source: RefSeq, a predicted model, not a curated record
CAUACGUAGUCGUCGGUCCGCCAUUACGACGCAACCGAGACACGUUCGUCGUAUUUAGUUAAAUAUUUUCGUUUAUAAAUGAGUAAUAACGCUCAUGAUCUAAGUAAUCGACUUCUGAAUGCGUUGGAUAACAAUUACAAUGUUGUCGACAUGCAUGCCGUUAAUGAAAUCAUAUCCAUUUUGGAGAAAAUCAAUAUCACAAAAGAGCUGCUGGAGACCACCCGACUGGGCAAGCACGUGAAUGAACUCCGCAGAAAGACUUCAGACCCGACGUUGGCGAGGCGCGCCAAAGUCCUCGUAAAGCGAUGGCGGGACUUGGUCAUACCCACGGUGGCGUCCCCGGGUCACACAGGGUCCAAUCGUUCUUCAGCAGAGCGAUCAGUUCGCCGGCUGGGCGGCACUCCACUAACCUCGCCAGCACUCUCGCGGGUACGUCGACUUCUCUGCAAUCAUUUCCACUGCUAUACUGCCGUGGUGAGUCCAGCGGUGGCCAGUCCACGUCCGCCAUCACGUCCUGCGUGGGGCGGCUACGAGUCAGACUCCCAGGAUGUGAUCCUGGUGGACGACGACCCCCCCGCGCCCGCACCCGCACCGCCCUUCAAACCGGCCACGCCGCCUGUAAAAAGGACACAGUCACCGGCGCCUCCGCACGAUGAAAAGAAAGCGAAACGGGACAAAAAACCCAAAAAGAGAAGGGGAUAUAGUCGCGCGGGGUCUGGCGCGGAGGCGGCGGGCGCGGGGGCGGGCGCGGGCGGGGGCGGGGCGGGGGGUGGGGGCGGGGCGGAGGCGGCGCCCCCCGCCGCCCCCGCGGGCCCCGCGCCGCCGCCCGCGCCGCACGCCUGGCCCGCACGGAACGGCUCCGCGCACUCGGAGCGUCGCCGCAACGGCUACAGGAGGAACGCUGUCGAUCCCUAUGCCGCACUAGUUCAUAAGAUGCCGCCCGCCGGCGCUAAGAAAGUUAAGACUACUAAGGAGCUUCUAGAGGAGAUCCAGUCGCGGAAAGGCAGUAAGCCAGCCGCAUCCCCGUCACCUCCGGCCUCCCCUUCCUCGCCCGACGUCAUGCUCAUAGAGCCCGAGUCUUAUCCUGUGAAGGUGGAGUCGCCGCUGCGGAACGGCGGCGGGUCCCCGCGGCCGCAGUCGCCCGCGGCCGAGGAGGCCGUGUGCGUGUUCCCCCUGGAGGAGGAGCGCGAGCGCGAGGAGUGCACGUGCGGGGACGUGGAGGAGCCGCAGUGCCCGGCCGGCGCGGGGCUGCGCGUGCGGCCGCUGCACGUGCGCGCGCUGCACCACGCGCUGCUGCCCGGCAUCAACGGCACGCGCGCGCCCGCACACCCCCACAGGUUCGCGGUCCGCCCGCCCGCCCGGCCCGACCGCCCCGACCUCUUCUCCAGCGUCGUGCCGCUCUACAACUACUCCGACUACGCCGACGACUACUGCGCCAAGAACAUGGACCGCGUGCCGCUCUGCGUUCAUCUCCCGUGGACGGAGUUCGCUCCGGAUCCCCCGGCGAUCCCCGACCCGCCGUCGCCGCCUCCGCCGCGGCCCUACCCGUCGGAGGAGGCGGAGGGCGAGCACGCGACGGACGAGCCCGACGAGAGACUGAAAGUCGCCGGCCGCGGAGGAGGAGCGGGAUCGGGCGCAGGAGACGGGGAGGCGGAGCCGGCGGGCGAGCCGACGGCGCAGGAGCAGUUCGCGCGCGAGGCGCCCGAGCACCGCACGGUGGAGCGGACGAAAGCGGAGCCCCCCUCGCGGCUGGACGGGCGCGCGCUGGCGGCGGCGGCGGCGCGCGCGCGGGCCGCCGUGCCGUACGAGUACGCGCAGCUGGCCGCCGCGCCCGUGCUGGCCGCCGCGGACCGCGACCACGAGGACGCGCUGCGGGCCGCGCUGGCCGCCGCCGCCCAACACACGGCCCGCGACCACCUCGGCCGGCCCGCGCGCGCGCCGCACUUCGCGGAGUGGCACGAGUGCGCGCGGCUCGGGGACCUGGUCGCGCUGCCGUACGUCGUCAUCGACUGA